AUGGGUGAUGGUGGUGCUAAUGUUAGAGAUAUAAUAGUGAGCGGUUGUGGUUCUGAUUUUGAUCCAGAAUGGGCAAGCCUUCCUCUGCUCGUUGUGUUUUUGGUGCUUGAUAAGUUGAUGGAACUCAUCGACCAUGUGCGAUUUGCUGCCGUUUGCAAAGAAUGGUCUUGUCUUGCGAAAGACUACAAUCGUUCAACUCAGCGCUGGUCUCCCAUGCUGCUGAUCCCAACCCAAUUGGCAAAGUCUAAUCAAACACUAGUCUAUAGUGAUUGUGAAGGAAAAAUCUACAAGAAUAUUCAGGGUAUUGAAUUCCCAGAACCAAUGCCUAAAACCAAAUUUACACAUAUAUAUAACCCUAUGUAUAAUAGGCACUGCUGUUCCCCUGGAUAUGGUUGGUUGGCCAUUGUAGAUUGGUAUUAUCAUUAUAAUGGAGGCCGUUAUGGAUACCACCAAGUCAUUAUAACUCUCUCGAACCCUUUCAGCAGUAGCAAAGCAGUGCCGCCGUCCAACAUCAGUCUCCCUCCCUUGGAAUCAGAAGAUAUCCUAUUCGCCCUGUCCUCCGGGAGGCAAGUCGAGACCCGCACAAAGGUUAUGUUGUCCGCUGAUCCAGCUUUGAAUCCGGACAGUUAUGCGGUUAUAGCAUUCUUCCCUGGUGACUUCCAUAUUUUUUACACGGGAGCAAGAUUCACUGAAGAAGGACGAAGUAUUUGGCGCAACCAUCGAAAUGCAUUAUUUCAGUUUUAUGACGCUAUUUUUUACAAAGGCCUCGUCUAUGCAGCUGAUCACCUUCGUGGGUUGAUUCACUCGUUCGACCUUAAUUUGUUAGAGGAGGAAUUUGACUGCUCACGCACACGUUUUCCAGCACAACCUUAUUAUAAUAUGUUCAAACGCCAUCCCUUUUGUCCACCAUAUGUUGUGAAAUCAACCAAAGGGGACCUGUUACAUGUUGUAAGAUUUUGUGAAUUGAAGAAAGAAGAUGGCUCGUCCUCGUCCUCGUCCCGCGGGGAGUACAUCACCACGCACUUUAUGGUUUUCAAGGUACCACCAUUCAACGAUGAAGAAUGCGAAUGGUAUGAAAUUGGGGAGUAUGUUGAGCUCGAAAGCCUUGGAGAUGAGGCUCUCUUCGUUGGGGACAAUUACUCUGUAUCAGUUUUGGCUUCCAAGUUUCGUGGGUGUCAACCAAACUGCAUAUACUUUACAGAUGAUUCCAUCAAUUUUCGACAAAAUGCGUACAUAGCAUGUGACAUGGGCAUCUUCAACUUAGAGGAUAGAACCAUUGCCCAACAUUGCCCUCCAAGUUGUUGGGAAAAGGGCAUGCCAACACCAUUUUGGAUUACGCCACCCUUUAGUGGACUCUACUAAAUUAGCUCUAGUUCAUCUUAAUAAUUAAUCUCAGUAGUCAAGCCAUGUAUACAUUGACUUGUUUAUUAAUAAUUUUUUGUUGAACCCA
Prunus persica (peach) is the source of this 1450-nucleotide messenger RNA. RefSeq names its product probable F-box protein At1g65740. The record is from RefSeq and is a predicted model, not a curated record. The transcript has a single exon. The coding region runs from base 1 to 1362 and encodes 453 amino acids. NCBI's taxonomy places the organism in Eukaryota, Viridiplantae, Streptophyta, Magnoliopsida, Rosales, Rosaceae.